Messenger RNA from Phytophthora infestans T30-4, 471 nucleotides. RefSeq lists its product as uncharacterized. The transcript is spliced from 2 exons. Lineage: Eukaryota; Oomycota; Peronosporomycetes; Peronosporales; Peronosporaceae. The coding region runs from base 1 to 471 and encodes 156 amino acids. The record is from RefSeq and is a predicted model, not a curated record.
AUGACGGACGGAGUGGAGCUACACCAUGAUUUAGAAGAGGAAGAUGAGAAGAUUGAAGCACUACGCUACUUCACACGGUGGAGCAAGAACGGAGCCAUAACCGAGAUCCAACAACUCCUUCAGCAAGUCAGAAAAACGGACCAAAGACCAUCGGAGCAUUACUACAAGAAAUUAAAGGCGGAAACAAGAGUACCCAGAACGACAAGAGGAGAAAUAUUAGCCGACAACAGCAGACAAGCCAGAAAAGGAGCAGCACGCUUAUUUGGAGCACGACGAAAAGGAGGAGAUGACGAAACGAGACGCUUCUUUAAGAGGAACAGCGAAUGGCAAAGAGACCAGUCAAUCACGGACAUUCAAGCCUCCGCUGGCCACUUCUACAGCGAUGACCACCCAUUGCGGAAAGGAUGGCCUCAGAGUGGAGCCAUAUAUUUGGGGAAUCACAUGCAGACAGCAACCAAGGCAGCCCUAUGA